Molecule: messenger RNA, 2125 nt
Organism: Xenopus tropicalis (tropical clawed frog)
Lineage: Eukaryota; Metazoa; Chordata; Amphibia; Anura; Pipidae
Gene: tmem143
Product: transmembrane protein 143
Exons: 8
Coding region: 1-1524 (507 amino acids)
Source: RefSeq, a predicted model, not a curated record
AUGACAGAUCUAAGCCGAAUGAUAAUCUGUAAGGCGAGGUGGCCGUCCACAGCUCUUCAAACGCAGUCCUUUUUCUCACCUCAGGAGAACUCCUGUCAGAGCGGGAAAGUACGCGCAUGCGUGACGGACUCUCUGAAGCUUCGUUUCUUGAGUUUCCAGCCGAAGGGACGUCAUAGCCAAUGGCCGGCCGGAGCUCGUAGGCGCUACUGCGCAGCCGCAGGUUUGAAUGUCAGCCCUGCGCCUAUAGAGGUAAUAGCCUUAUCCUUCAUAAUGUUGUACACAACUCUGGGUGCUGUUCGAAUAGCGUCCGGGAUUGGAAUUCCAGCUGCCCGUGGCAUGGGAACACUGGCUGCUAAAAUGGCAGAAUACAGAAAAAUGUGGAAGCCAAUAGAGCCAAAGGAUUGGACAGUGCAAUAUCAAGAGAGAUAUAUACCUUUAUCCAAGGGCCAGAUUGUAGAGCAUCUAAUUCAGGAAAUUCACUGUGAUAAAUCGGAGAGACAAUCUUUCUUGUCCUUUGUAGACCAGCUGGAGCACAGCCUUUUUCAGCCCUACCACUCCACCCUCGAAGCACUUCAGCUGCUCUAUGAUCCCAUAAACCCAGACCGUGAUGCAACGUUAGAAACCCCUUUACUGGAUUCAGAGAAACUCCUCAAAGAAAAAGAGGUCUUGGACCAACUGCAACCAGUGUUGGAUCAGGCCAAUUUCAAUGUGCUGUCCGAGGACGCCCUAGCAUACGCGCUCAUUGUGCAUCAUCCUCACGAUGGGGUGCAGGUUUAUGUGAACCUUGACAAAUAUGAAUAUAUCCGCUACUGGGCCCUCGGACAGAGAGUGGCACCACUAUCCACUCAGAUGAGUACCAACGCCAAGAGUUCCUUUUUCUCCCGGUCUCCGCGCACCCCACCAGAAAGGCGCUACUUUAAGCGAGUCGUCGUGGCAGCCCGCCCCAGGAACAGCCAUAUGGUCUUAAAGUGCUUCAAGGACAUCCCUCUGGAAGGCUUGGAGCAGCUGCUUCCUGUGGUGAAAGUUCGCACCUCCAGAUUUGAUCGCACCUUGCUGAACACCAUGCUGCUCGUCAGCGGAGGAAUCGUGUUCGUCAACGUGGGCAUGGUCGUCCUCACAGAUCUGAAAGUCGGCGCAUCUUUCCUCCUGUUCUUCUUUGCCGGAUUCAUGGCAUUUCGCGCUUGGAAGGUGUUUUCUCAGCGUAGGAACGUGCAUUCCCUGGAACUGGCACACAUGCUGUAUUACAAGAGCACUUCCAAUAACUCCGAGCUUCUCGGCGCCCUCAUUCUUAGGGCUCAGGAAGAACAUGCCAAGGAGGUGAUCCUGGCACACAGCUUCUUGAAACAACUCAACCUUCCAAGUGAUGGAAGUGAAGCAGAAGAUCCAAAAACGGUGGCACGGGUCAAGGAGCAAGUGGAAGCCUGGCUGAAAGCAAAAUCAGGACUAGAUAUAACGUUUUCUGCUCAGCGUGCACUCCAUAAUAUGAAGGGUUUAAGGAAGAAAAGCUCAGACAAGCUGACGUGAGAUGGCUGCCCAGCUGAAGGGCAUCAGACAUAUCCUUUGUUAUAUGUGGUUCAGUGAAGCAACUUGCACUUCUUUUGCUUUAAAUGAUCCAUGCUGCUAUUGCAUCUGGUGACUGCAUCCCAAGGGCUCCUUGGAACUGAAUAUCACUGCCACUGAUGUUUCCUUUCAGGUCACUUUGGGCUCUUGAAACUGACUGUAUACUGUAUGUGAUACUGUACCUUUGUGAGCUUGGGAAUCUCUGUGCUUGUGUCUGUCUGUGCUGCGGCUGCUGCAUGUGUGUGUUUUGUUAUUUAUUUUCAUGGGAGUGACUUUUAUAGAACAAAAAGUAGAAAGUAGGCAUAAACACUGGUCAGUGCCCAUGAGUGGGCGGGUAUCUGCCUCACAACAUUAUGGUUCUGUACUGAGCUCACAUUGUAUUUGCUAUUAUUAUUAUUAUUUAUUGUCUUGGGUCUUUAUAUCCGGAAACCAAACACUUGGGAGCUCAAUCACUAUCAUGAGGCAAACAUCAUCAGUGGAGGAGCACAGAGCAACCAAUCAGAGGUUUGCUUUUAUUAUCGGAAUUGCACUGAUCAAAUCUGAAUGGUUGCUAGGGGUAACUGGA